This is a messenger RNA of Morus notabilis, 339 nucleotides long. RefSeq names its product histone-lysine N-methyltransferase, H3 lysine-9 specific SUVH4-like. NCBI's taxonomy places the organism in Eukaryota, Viridiplantae, Streptophyta, Magnoliopsida, Rosales, Moraceae. Gene Ontology annotation, molecular function: protein binding. The annotation marks the transcript as partial. The record is from RefSeq and is a predicted model, not a curated record. The transcript is spliced from 2 exons.
ACGGGAAUUCUAAGGAGGCAAGAAGAUGUAGAUAGUGUCUCGGGGAAUGAUUAUAUUUUUGACAUCGAUUGCUUGCAGACAAUGAACGGUGUAGGUGGAAGAGAGCGACGGUCGCGUGAUGCAUCCAUAGCAGCUGUUAAUUCAUUGGACAAGCAUGGAGAUAGAUCUGAAAGUGUACCGGAGUUUUGCAUCGAUGCUGGUUCAAGCGGAAAUAUAGCUAGAUUUAUUAAUCACAGCUGCGGUCCCAAUCUGUUUGUCCAAUGUGUUUUGAGCUCACACCAUGAUGUAAAGCUUGCAAGAGUAAUGCUAUUUGCUGCGGACAACAUACCUCCUUUGCAG